UUGAGUUCAGAGUGUAAGGAAGAAAAGAUCCAACCCAACUGGGCCUGAGACUGAGAUGUUGUGAUUCACAUGCCUAUCUCCCGAAAAGAAGGCAGAAGGUCCUUUUUAUAGCUUUCCUCAGUUCCAUCCUUCGCUUUCACAAUCUCCGUGGUUGUACAUAAUUGCACAACCGCCCUUUACCGAGUCCGUUAUUCCGUGACUACGUUGAUGAUCCCUUGUUACCACAACAAGGAUUCUGCAAAAAGUAUGGCUCCUUUUCCCCUUGAUUGAUGUGGGGAUGUAUCACGAACUAGGCAAGAAAGUCAGUUUUUAAAAAAAAUCCUGUUUCAAUCCAGGUGUGCUUCAGCUAUGCAGUUCAGCAGCGUGUUUCCCCUAGAGGGAAAAGCAUGUAUGAGCCCAGUGAGGAGAGGCGGUGAAGGCGCUUGGAGUGAGAGGGUGAGGAUUGGGAACUCCUGCAGCAUCAGGCGCAACAAGGCAUUGAGGAGGAUGUGUUUUGGUGCAAGGGGUGCUGUGAGCAGCGCUCAGUGCGUGCUCACAUCAGAUGCUGGCCCAGACACUCUUGUCGUCCGAACAUCCUUUCGGAGGAAUUAUGCUGAUCCUAACGAAGUUGCCGCCGUUAUUUUGGGUGGUGGUACUGGGACUCAGCUUUUCCCUCUCACAAGCACAAGGGCCACUCCUGCUGUUCCUAUUGGAGGAUGUUACAGGCUUAUUGAUAUCCCCAUGAGCAACUGUUUCAACAGUGGCAUAAACAAGAUAUUCGUCAUGACUCAGUUCAACUCAGCUUCUCUUAACCGUCACAUUCACCGUACGUAUCUUGGUGGGGGAAUCAACUUCACUGAUGGAUCUGUUGAGGUGCUGGCUGCAACACAAAUGCCUGGGGAGGCUGCUGGUUGGUUCCAGGGCACAGCAGAUGCUGUUAGAAAAUUUAUCUGGGUACUUGAGGAUUAUUACAAGCAUAAAGCUAUAGAGCACAUUUUGAUUUUGUCAGGAGAUCAGCUCUAUCGUAUGGAUUACAUGGAGCUUGUGCAGAAACAUGUAGAUGACAACGCAGACAUUACUUUAUCGUGCGCUCCUGUUGGAGAGAGUCGAGCAUCUGACUAUGGAUUAGUCAAGUUCGACAGUUCAGGCCGUGUAAUUCAGUUCUCUGAGAAACCAAAGGGGGCUGCCUUGGAAGAAAUGAAAGUGGAUACCAGCUUUCUUAAUUUCGCCAUUGACGACCCAACUAAAUAUCCCUAUAUUGCUUCAAUGGGAGUUUACGUUUUUAAGAGAGAUGUUCUUUUAGACCUUCUAAAGUCAAGGUAUGCUGAACUGCAUGACUUUGGUUCUGAAAUUCUGCCCAAAGCUUUACAUGAGCACAAUGUACAGGCGUAUGUCUUCACUGACUACUGGGAGGACAUUGGAACAAUCAGAUCAUUCUUUGAUGCAAACAUGGCCCUCUGCGAGCAGCCUCCAAAGUUUGAGUUUUAUGAUCCGAAAACACCAUUCUUCACUUCCCCUCGGUACUUGCCACCAACGAAGUCGGAUAAGUGCAGGAUUAAAGACGCGAUCAUUUCGCAUGGCUGCUUCUUGCGUGAAUGUGCCAUUGAGCAUUCUAUUGUCGGUGUUCGUUCACGCCUAAACUCUGGAUGCGAGCUCAAGAACACCAUGAUGAUGGGUGCGGAUUUGUAUGAGACUGAAGACGAGAUUUCACGGCUACUAUCAGAGGGCAAGGUGCCCAUUGGGGUAGGGGAGAAUACAAAGAUAAGCAACUGCAUCAUCGACAUGAACGCGAGGGUCGGAAGAAACGUCUCUAUAACAAACACCGAGGGCGUCCAAGAAGCUGACCGGCCGGAGCUAGGAUACUACAUCAGGUCUGGGAUCGUGGUGAUCCUGAAGAACGCAACCAUCAAGGACGGCACCGUCAUAUAGAGACAAUCUACCCAUGGUGCAGUGCAAGGCUACAGGUUCUCAUCACUCGUCGUCUUGAGAGUUAGUUUGAGGCGCCCAACCUUGACUUGAGCUUAGGGACAAGAAUAGAGGAAGAAGAUGGGCUGGUGCCGGAUGCAAUGGAAGACAAGAGAAAUGGUUUGAUGCUAUAUCAUCGGUUCCAGUAGCUCUUCCUGAUGUUAUAUGUAGCUGAGUAGUGUGAACAGUGCAAUAAGCUGGGCGAGCAAAGCCGCAGCAACUUUUGGGGAUCGUUGGUGCAUCUUGUAAAUAAACUCGGACACAACAAAUGGAACUUGCCCGUCA
Molecule: messenger RNA, 2229 nt
Organism: Sorghum bicolor (sorghum)
Lineage: Eukaryota; Viridiplantae; Streptophyta; Magnoliopsida; Poales; Poaceae
Product: glucose-1-phosphate adenylyltransferase large subunit, chloroplastic/amyloplastic
Exons: 16
Coding region: 349-1908 (519 amino acids)
Biological process (GO): glycogen biosynthetic process
Molecular function (GO): glucose-1-phosphate adenylyltransferase activity
Source: RefSeq, a predicted model, not a curated record